AUGGAACCCAACGGCACAGGCAGCGUACAAUAUGAUCGCUGGAACGAGGACAACAUCAACAUGAACGUGGAGGCUUCACAGUCCACCACGACGAGGAUCCGCAACACAAUGUGUACUGGCCCCACUGGAAUAGCAGUGAAGGUUGUCGGAGCCUUAGUCGCGACGGUGCUCGUUUUCAUCAUAGGAUAUGUGGCAGGAUACUACGUCCAUCGGUGCUGA
This is a messenger RNA of Stegastes partitus (bicolor damselfish), 219 nucleotides long. It is a transcript of the gene smim1, whose product is annotated as small integral membrane protein 1. Bases 1 to 219 code for a protein of 72 amino acids. The record is from RefSeq and is a predicted model, not a curated record. Lineage: Eukaryota; Metazoa; Chordata; Actinopteri; Pomacentridae. The transcript is spliced from 2 exons.